AUGAAAACAGAGCUUGACGACGACGUAGAGCUAUCGGCCAAAGAGCUAGAGCCAACUGAAGAACUUGUCAAGGUAGCCGAAGUCAACAGCGUAGAAGAGGUAGACGUCAAGUUGAAGCUCAGACUCGAGGACGAGUUCGUAAUCGGGAAUAGCGUAGCAAAGCCGGUGGAGGUAUUUGGACCGGGUGUACUGGUUACGGGCUCAUUUGGCAGACUCGACGACGGUGUAGAGCUGGAUGUACUGCUUGGAGCGGAUGAUGGAGCUGAAGGCGACAACGUCCCCGGUAUCGACAUGGAACUCCCUGCUGACGACGUCAGGAAGGGCGACGAAGUGGAACCUGUCGAUGGCACAACGGAGGAGCUACCUACACUGGUGGGAAGAGUAGAUGAACCGAAGCUACUCGACGAGAGGGAAGUAGGUGUAGAUAGCGAUUGUGUAAGACUCGUUGACGACGGUAUCGCGGAACUGCCGAUACUGCUCGUCAGGCUCAUGAAUGUACUUGAAGAUAUGUCGGCAGAGAGAGUCGGUCCUGAAGUGGGACUAGGCAGAGACACGGUGAAGCCAUCGCUCUGCAUGGAUGGGAAAACGAAAGAGCCCCCAGUAGUUGUUGAUGUACCGGGGCGGAGGUUAGCCGAGCUACCGGAUAGGCUUGUCAACGUUGUAGGUGCGCUUGAAGUCGUUGGCCGAGGUAAGCUCGAUGUCUCCGACAAUGCUGAGCCCGAAGAAGAUGAACUUACAGACGACGAAGUCGAUAGACCCGGUAAGAACAGAGCUGACGAGGUCGGUCCUAACGUCGAAGACACAACAGCAGCACCAGAAGAAGGCAUACUCGACACCCCCACCGAAGAAACAAUCGGCGUGACAUCCACCGUCCUAGUAGGCAGCGUACUGAACCGACUAGGCGGCGCAAUACUGUCCAACCACUCCGUCGUACUAUUCACAACAGAAAAGUAG
Alternaria metachromatica is the source of this 954-nucleotide messenger RNA. RefSeq lists its product as uncharacterized. Lineage: Eukaryota; Fungi; Ascomycota; Dothideomycetes; Pleosporales; Pleosporaceae. The transcript is spliced from 3 exons. The coding region runs from base 1 to 954 and encodes 317 amino acids. The record is from RefSeq and is a predicted model, not a curated record.